Molecule: messenger RNA, 2776 nt
Organism: Paralichthys olivaceus (Japanese flounder)
Lineage: Eukaryota; Metazoa; Chordata; Actinopteri; Pleuronectiformes; Paralichthyidae
Gene: odad4
Product: outer dynein arm docking complex subunit 4
Cellular component (GO): cytoplasm
Molecular function (GO): protein binding
Source: RefSeq, a predicted model, not a curated record
GUGUUGCGCUGUUUGAAGUGAAUGAAAAUGUCUGACACGAAUGGAGACAGCAAAGGCCAAAAGUCCAGGGAUGUGUUUAGUGAUUUAAUGGACUUGGGGAAUGUUCUGUACCACAGAGGAGACUGGGAAAAGGCUGCAGAGAGCUUCACAACGGCACUGACUCUGAAACCUGGUGAGAAGAACUGCCUUGUUUGUCGGUCCAGAUGUUACCUGCACAUGGGGCAAUUUGAAAACGCUUUAAGAGAUGCAGAAGCUUCACUCCAAGACGACAAGACUUGUUGUGAGGGACUGUACCAGAAGGCAGAGGCUUUGUACCACAUGGGAGAACUUGAAUAUGCGCUGGUGUUUUACGACAGAGGACAAAAGCUGCGUCCACAGAUGCAGGAGUUCAGACUGGGUAUCCAAAAAGCACAGGACGGCAUCGUAAACUGUAUAAACAACCACACCUCCGUAAAACCAAAAAUUAAUGAAGGGGCAUCAUUUCUUCAAAAAGAUGAGAAGGCACAGCCAAGUAUUUCUAUUCAGCAUCUGACCGAAGAGAACAAAGACCAGACCCAGAAGACUCCCAAAAGUGAGAAGUUUACCAGGCAGGUGUUUGGAGAGUUUUACAGUGACAAGAAAUAUCUUGAAAACCUGCUGAAAGUUGAAGGCUUGGUAAAUGGAAAGACAAAGGGUGGGGAAAACCUGCAGGACGUCAUUCAGACCUCCCUGAAAUAUCUUGACACUUGCACCGACCUCUUUAACCAGAAGAAACCUGGGAAACGGGAAAAGCAGAGUAAGCGCACGGGGAAAAAAUGUUGCAAGCAGCCUUCUCAAGCUCCCCGUGAACCUGCUCGUUUUCUGCUGAAGAGCCUGGAUGUCAUUGAUGCAGAGUUGACCUCGGGAAAUGCGGAGGGUAGUCUCAAGAAGGCAAAAGAAGUCAUGGAGGAGGUGCAGAGAUGGUCUGAGAAAGAGGUACCCGACAAGAAAGAUGUUUUGGGCAGCCUGCACAGUUACAUUGGGAACGCCUUGAUCGAGCUUGGAGAUAUGGACAACGCCUUAGAACAUCACCAAAAAGACUUGGAGUUGGCUAAACAGUGCAAUCACCCAGAGGCAAUGUCCCGGGCACUGGACAACAUUGGCAGAGUCUAUGCCCAAAUUGGAGACUUCACACAGGCCAUUGAGUUCUGGGAAAAGAAGAUCCCCCUGCUAUGCGGUGGUGUAGAGAAGACCUGGUUAUUUCACGAGAUUGGUCGGUGUUACCUGGAGCUCGGUCUCUACAAAGAAGCCAGAGACUACGGCAUCCGUUCUCUCACUGCAGCUGAUGAAAUUGCUGAUGACCAAUGGCAUAUAAAUGCCAAUGUGUUGUUGGCGCAAUCAGAAAUGAAACUUGGAAAUAUUGAAUCCUGCGUCGCCAGCUUUGAGAGAGCUUUGACCCAUGCCAAACUGCAAGAAGACGACUUCCUCACAAAUGCAAUUCAGAAGGCUCUUGAUGAAGCAAAACAACAACCACGAUGAAGAUGUAUCCAGUUACGACUGAGGGGACAAAAAAAGUCAGAAGAGGACAAGUGUUUUCAUGUGCACAUACAUCAGUUUGCAAGUUGUAAUUAACUGGCAACAGCAUUUGGCAAUUGCUUCAGUUAUCUAUGUCUGUAAUUAUGUUCCACAGAGCAGUAACAGCAGGGGACGUCUUUUAUGUUGGCAAAACAUGACCGAUGCCAUCACUAAAACUCAAACAAAAAACAAUACAGUGCACUCACACACACUUUUUGUUCCUUAGUUGAUAUUGUGGGUUUUAUUAUACUUUAGCUUUCUUUCAAUAAAAACCUUCAAACUUAGAUGUAUGUUUACUUAAUUUACAAAAUAAUGAGUAUUGCCAACCUCUGGUGCAUAGAACUCCAAAAUACUUCAACCUUCACAAGCUAUCUGUGCACUGUAGUCACAGCAGCAAUGCAGUCCACUGGCUGGGAUGUAGCGAGGGGGGAGAAGCUGAGCUCCAGCUGCUGCCAUGCAGGAUGCUUAUCAUCACCAUCAACCCACCUUGACGGGGUUUGUUGGCUUCCAACGGUUGCCUAGUUGCUGCUCCGCAGAUAAAUACAGGAGAAAGGCUUCACUGGAAUGUAAAACUUGAGGGGGAGAGCUAGGAUCUGUAAAUCCACUUUCCUCUACACAGCCUUUUGAAAUUUGUCGCUGGCUCCAAUGUGUAUGUCCUAGUUAAACAAGAGAUGGUAUGGUAUUGGGUAUAUGUAAUAACCAGUCAUUAGUUUCAAAUGUAAACCAUUUUAAUAUAAUAUUUGUUCACUGGUUUGACUGAGAGCUACGAGCUUGUUAUGUUUGUAAAAGUUUGGUGGACUGUACUUUUAUUUAACUUAAACCUUGUAUAGUGCUGUCUUGAACUAAUUGUUUGCUAAUCUCUAUCCCCUAUUAUAUAAACUUGUUGUUAGACUUAUUAGGGUUAUGGUGUACUAAAUAAAAAGCAAUAUUUUAAUCAAAAGACAACUGAGGAGACAGCCCAACAAAGGACAGCCUGUUCACAGGCAGGAGUAACUCCACCAAGUUGAGAUGGGAAAUAGUAUUAAUUUGAGGGCUUGUAUAAUGCCUGUAUAUUGUGAACGGUUGUAGAGACAGUCAUUAUUCCUAAUAAUUAUCUUUUUGAGGUGAAAGUGCAGAACUUGUCAUAUGUUUUUGUUUUGCUCUUGGACAUGGACCUUCCUCCACCUCUUCUUCCAGGAUGUCAACUGCAACGAUGCAUAUUACUGUGACUGUUUAAUAUUCAUGGGAUAUCUUGUUAUUUUGA